Penicilliopsis zonata CBS 506.65 is the source of this 720-nucleotide messenger RNA. RefSeq lists its product as hypothetical. Bases 256 to 615 code for a protein of 119 amino acids. NCBI's taxonomy places the organism in Eukaryota, Fungi, Ascomycota, Eurotiomycetes, Eurotiales, Aspergillaceae. The record is from RefSeq and is a predicted model, not a curated record. The transcript has 2 exons.
CCAGUAUCACGCGCUGUGGGUUCCUGCAGAUGGACUGUUCUGGGCGGGAACCCGACAUUCCCUGGAGCGUUGUGUGGCUCGAGCUCAGCAGAGCAACACUGACUGAAUGAACACUUGGCCCGUCUCGCCUUGACCCCGGAGCAGAACUCUCCCCAACGCUCGACACUCUGCCCCCGAGGCCGAUUAACUGACCAUUAUCAAUUCCACAUGCUAGGGGUGCCCGAAUUUCCUCGAACAGAUUGGCCUUCAAUCUUAAUGUCUCGGCGUGGAGGAAAUAGUGGAGGCGAAGAGAACAAGACGUCGUCGAUCCCAACAAGAAAAACAAUCCCGAAGUCGAAACCCCCGAGCUGCACGUGCUGCCCUCUGCCUCAGGCAUCAUCCACCGUUUCUCUAGUCUCAACUCAUUUUGAUAGAAACCAUCUUCUGGCUGCUUCCAGGAGGCCCAAAGGCUCUCUCUUCCUACGAAGACACGGUCCUGUCUACAUUCCAAACACCGUUCAGGAGGCUUUCCUGCAGAUAUGGGAGGCGCUCUGCAAGCCUCUACUGUACUUUGAGGGAAUAAUUGGCUUGAGUCCGAGAAAGCAAGGCAGGGAUAGACGCAAGGGGGGUUUCUAAGCUUAGUUGAGCCGAAAUCUUAUCGGAGAAUAGAUACGAUAUCAACAUGAUACUAGAUUCGGGGGAUGUGAGGCCUCAUACAGAUAUUUCAAAAUUAUAGAAUAG